CGCCGCGCGCGGCGUUGCGGCCAAGAUGGCGGCGCGGGGCUGGUGAGGCGGCGCGGGGCUGGUGAGGCAGCGCGGUGCGAUGGAGCCCGCAGCGCUCGGGCGGCUGCGGCGGCUGCUGCCCGCCGGCCCGGGAGUCCCGCGGCUCGGCCGCGCCCUGGCGCCGUCCCGCGGCGGGCAGGCGGGCGCCGGUGUACCUGCGCGGGCGCGCCGCGACCUGUACGAGGUGCUGGGGGUCCCGGCCACAGCGACGGCGGCGCAGAUCAAGACGGCGUACUACGAGCAGUCGUUCCGCUAUCACCCCGACCGCAACGCCGGGAGCGCCGCCGCCGCCGCUCGGUUCGCCGCCGUCAGCGAGGCCUACCGGGUGCUGGGCAGCGCCACCCUGCGCCGCAAGUACGACCGCGGGCUCCUCAGCGCCGAGGACCUGCGCGGCGCCCCGCAGCCCUCGGGCCGCACGCCCGCCCCGGCCCCGCCGCCGCCCCGGUCCCCCGCAGCCUCCCGCCGCGGGCCCGUCCCGCCGCCCUUCGACUUCGAUGCCUUCUACCGAGCGCACUACGGGGAGCAGCUGGAGCGGGAGCGGCUGCUGCGGGCGCGGCGGGAACAGCUGCGCCUCCACCGGGAGGAGGCCGCGGCCCAAGGACGCUUUCGGCUCUUCUCUGACCUUUCCGUCGGGCUCCUCUUCCUUCUGGGUAUCGCUCUCCUCUACGGCCUCAAGUGACAGCGGGGCCACGGCCGGGCUGCGUGGCUGCCAGGCGACAGUGUCACCAGGGGGUAUGGCAGCUGGCUGGGGGCAUCCCCUGCGCUCUCACAGUCGGCAGGCAUCGUGUGCAGGGUCUGCUGCCCGGGCUGUGACACUUCCCCUCUGCUGGUGAGACCUUCAGAGCCGGUACAUGACAGCAGGCUCCCUGUGCAGGCCCUGCUCCAUGAGCUGUGAGCAGACCCCUCCGCCAGCCUGACCUUCAGACACGGCAGGCAACAGUCAGGCGCGGUACACACGAUGUGACCUCUGGAAGAGUGACCUGUUGAUGGCGUGUGACCACUGGAUAUCAUCUGUGGGCUCUGCUCCACGGCUGCAGCGUACCCCUGCUGGCAGCAUGGUCCUGCGGGUGGGGUGUACAGAGCUAACAGGCUGCAGCGUACCCCGUCUGCUGAUGUGGCCUACACACAGUGCCUGACAAGUGAAUGUGGUUCGUGGACUGUGAUGUGUCCCCUCCACUGGCACUGCUGUUUGACCUUGCUGGGAGCCACGUGCCUGUCGUAAGCCGCAGCAGAGAUUAAAUGGCUGUUAGUGGUGGUUGCGAGUGGUGUGUGUUCGUGGGGGUGCUCUCACUGGUGCUCAUUUAUGGCUCGCUGUGGUUUUCUGUUAAUCGGAGAUACUAAUUGUGCUGCCACACCUACGUCUUUGGAGCAUUUUAGGAGUGUUGGUUUCCACACUGCAUCAUUGCCCUUGCUUGUCCCUCUUCAGGGCUUGCCCUGGAGGGAAGUCUUGGCAUCAGCAGCCUGGAAGAAAGAAAUCUGGGCUCGUGGCAGCUUGUGUCCUGGUCACUGUGUGACACCACCUGGAGGUGCUGCCCAGAACACUUCUGUGUUCAGAAGAACCUGUCCUGUCUAGGGCUUGCCAGGAACUUUGCACAAGACCAUCCCACAUGGGCCUUUGUGGCUGGGAGUGGUACACUUCUGAGCACUGAGUGGCGUUACUUGUGUUUUACAUGUAUCUAAGCAUCAUUUGCACAUAAGAGUAUUUGCCUGUUCAAGUACUAGAGUGUUUUAAGAACUAAAGGUUUUGUCUCUUGGAGCUGCUGCCUUUCCUCAGGUGAAGGUUUCACCUGUGCUAUGCUGGUCCUACAUGAAGUUACUGGAGCUUCAUGGUAUUGAACUCCGAGUGUGCCAAAGACUUCAUCUGCAUGACUUUGCACUGGAGGUGCCGGGCCCGGCUGGCAGCAGUGUGUGCAGGAGCCAAGCCCUCGCCCGUCACCGCAGUGCCCCUGGGUUGUGUAUCCUCCCAACACAAAAACAUUAAAAGCAAAUGCCCUGUGUUCUCCAGUUGUGGAGCUCUGUGGUGCAGAACUGAGCCUGGGGCAGUAGCGUGACAGGGACUGUAAUGUCUGAUGGUACAGGGUAUGUGCUGUACAGGAGGGCUUUCUGCCUUCUCUGGAAAGCGUUGUACCACUUCCAGCUGCCGGCUCUGGAAUCUGCUGUGUUUGGAGCAAAUUCAGCCCAGGGACAGAGAGAGGUUUCCAGGAUCCUCUCUGGUUGUCAGAGCAUUGGUUACAGAGUGAAAGUCUCUGGAGUUGUGGCUCUGUGUCACAUGCUGGUGCAUUUUCAUGCUAUAAACCAAGUCACUUGAAAGACCAGAGGCAGCUCCUCUGGCUAAGUUUGGCAGGAAACAUUCUUUUCCAAGGCUGGAUUGAUCUUUCUUAAAUCUGUGUAGUGCUGAAGCCUGGGGCUGUUCCUACAGGCAGGGUCUGAGCCAGCUUCCUGGCGGAGAGAGGCUCUGGUGUGGUACAGCAUGGAGCAGGAGGAGCAGGCCGGGUGGUGUACUGCCUGCAUCCUUCUGUCCCGUAACACUGGGACAGGGAGCAGCUGCUCCGAUAAGCCAGCUGCUCUGUGGCUGGUGCUUGGGUCUGAAGCUGGGAGGUGAAGUACCAAGGCACCAUGAGUGAGCUAAUCCACUCAUGGUAGUGGAGGGAUGAGCAGUUUGGGCAGUUCAUAGUACUGGUUCUUCUUCAUUUCUCCAUGAGGUCUCUUGAACAUUAAAGAUACCCAGCCAUAAA
This is a messenger RNA of Strigops habroptila (Kakapo), 2774 nucleotides long. It is a transcript of the gene DNAJC30, whose product is annotated as DnaJ heat shock protein family (Hsp40) member C30. NCBI's taxonomy places the organism in Eukaryota, Metazoa, Chordata, Aves, Psittaciformes, Psittacidae. The record is from RefSeq and is a predicted model, not a curated record. The transcript has a single exon. Bases 80 to 718 code for a protein of 212 amino acids.